Molecule: messenger RNA, 7283 nt
Organism: Motacilla alba alba
Lineage: Eukaryota; Metazoa; Chordata; Aves; Passeriformes; Motacillidae
Gene: ZEB1
Product: zinc finger E-box binding homeobox 1
Exons: 9
Coding region: 439-3750 (1103 amino acids)
Biological process (GO): regulation of transcription by RNA polymerase II; anatomical structure development
Molecular function (GO): RNA polymerase II cis-regulatory region sequence-specific DNA binding; DNA-binding transcription factor activity, RNA polymerase II-specific
Source: RefSeq, a predicted model, not a curated record
UUGCGUUGAACUUAAAAGGGUUUUCUUAUUUUUGCUGUGUGCGUUUUCUAGCAAGUAUUCUUGGUUGCACACUCAUGUUAUUAAUUCCUUGUCCUAGUGUAAAUAUUUAUGUUUAGCUCAUGAUUUGGCUGUGCUAAAGGUAAGUUUGGAAAGUGCUUUUCUCUUUACCUUAUUAAAAAUGUGGAUGAUCAGAGAAAGGGGCUUUUCUUGUUGCUGACGACAACAUGUGUGACAUGUGAGUCUGAACCACCCAGCGUCUGUGCAGGAGCUGUAAACAUGUUUACCUGAACAGGAAAGAAAAUGGAUUUUUCUCUUAAAGAUCCAGUGAUAUGAAUACCAUACUCUUAAAGCAUAUCAACAGAUGACUUGAGAGAGAAAUUUUCUGAAAACCUGGCUUUUGAAAUCGACGGGAAAAAAGAUCCUUGAUUGCUGCAGCAAAUGGCAACUUGUGCAGUCACCAAUUAUAACAAUGUGGUAGAAGCAAACUCAGACUCAGAUGAUGAAGAUAAAUUGCAUAUAGUGGAAGAGGAAAGCGUAACGGAUGCAGCAGACUGUGAUGCUGGUGUGCCAGAAGAUGACUUGCCAACGGACCAUAUAGUGUUACCAGAAAACAGUGAAAGAGAAGCCAGUACAAACACUUGUUGGGAAGAUGAAGCUGGAAAAGAAAGAAAGGAAAUCCUGGGGCCUGACGCUCAGACAGAUGAAAUUGGAUGUACAGUAAAAGAAGAUGAAUGUGAUUCUGAUGCAGAGAAUGAGCAAAACCAUGACCCUAAUGUUGAAGAAUUCCUUCAACAAGAAGAUACAGCUGUUAUCUACCCUGAAGCACCUGAGGAGGACCAGAGACAAGGCACGCCAGAAGCUAGUGGUCAGGAUGAAAAUGGAACUCCUGACGCGUUUUCCCAGCUGCUCACGUGCCCGUACUGCGAUCGAGGGUACAAGCGUUUCACCUCUCUGAAGGAACACAUCAAAUACCGCCAUGAGAAGAACGAAGAUAACUUCAGCUGCUCCUUGUGCAGUUACACCUUCGCGUACAGAACGCAGCUCGACCGCCACAUGACAUCACACAAAUCAGGAAGAGACCCAACUUCUUUCUUACAGAGACAUGUGACGCAGUCCAGCGGUAAUCGAAAAUUCAAGUGCACUGAAUGUGGAAAAGCUUUUAAAUAUAAACAUCACCUAAAGGAGCACCUACGAAUCCACAGUGGAGAGAAGCCAUAUGAGUGCCCAAACUGCAAGAAACGUUUUUCCCAUUCUGGUUCAUACAGUUCACACAUAAGCAGUAAGAAGUGUAUUGGUUUGAUGCCCGUGAAUGGUCGAGCCCGGUCAGGGCUCAAGAUGUCUCAGUGCUCCUCCCCUUCCCUUUCUGCAUCACCAGGUAGCCCAGCAAGACCACAGAUACGACAAAAGAUAGAAAAUAAACCCUUGCAAGAGCAGCUUCCUCUUAACCAAAUUAAAACUGAACCUGUGGAUUAUGAAUUCAAGCCCAUAGUGGUUGCUUCAGGAAUUAAUUGUUCAACCCCUUUGCAAAAUGGGGUUUUUAGUGGUGGUAGCCCAUUGCAGGCAACCAGUUCUCCUCAGGGUGUGGUGCAAGCUGUUGUUCUACCAACAGUAGGUCUGGUGUCUCCCAUAAGCAUCAAUUUAAGUGACAUUCAAAAUGUACUAAAAGUGGCAGUGGAUGGUAAUGUAAUAAGGCAAGUACUGGAAAACAAUCAUGCUAAUCUUGCGUCCAAAGAACAAGAAACAAUCAACAAUGCAUCUAUACAACAAGCUGGCCAUUCCCUCAUUUCAGCUAUCAGUCUUCCUUUGGUUGACCAGGAUGGGACAACCAAAAUUAUCAUCAACUAUAGCUUGGAGCAGCCAAGUCAACUUCAGGUUGUUCCACAAAAUCUAAAAAAAGAAAACUCUGUUCCUGCAAAUAGUUGCAAAAAUGAGAAAUUACCACAAGAUCUCACAGUGAAGUCUGAGAAAGAUAAGAACUUUGAAGGAGAGACCAACGAUAGCACUUGUCUUCUUUGUGAUGACUGUCCAGGAGAUCUUAAUGCACUUCAAGAAUUAAAGCACUAUGAAACAAAAAGCCCUCCUCAGCUUCCCCAGCCCAGUGGAGCAGAAGCUGAGAAAUCCGAGUCCCCUGUCCCAUCAGAAACCGGGGAGAACAACUUGUCUCCUGGUCAGCCACCUUUAAAGAACCUUCUGUCGCUCCUAAAAGCGUAUUAUGCAUUAAAUGCACAACCAAGCGCAGAAGAGCUUUCAAAAAUAGCAGAUUCCGUAAACCUACCGCUGGAUGUGGUAAAAAAGUGGUUUGAAAAAAUGCAAGCUGGACAAAUUUCUGUGCAGUCUUCUGGACCAUCUUCUCCUGAGCAAGUUAAACUAAGCAGUCCCACAGACAACGAUGAUCAAGCAGCAACUUCAGAUGUGAGUGAACCCCAGAACAGCACAAAUAACUCACAAAAUCCUGUCAGUACAACGAAAUCUCAGACUUUACCAGGGGCUUCAACUCUGAAUGGUUCACACAGUAGCACGCCAUCUGCAUCACCACUAAACCUUUCUUCAUCAAGAAAUUCACAGGGUUACACGUACACGGCAGAGGGUGUACAAGAAGAGCCACAAAUAGAACCUCUUGACCUUUCGCUACCAAAGCAACAUGGAGAACUGUUGGAAAGAUCUACCAUAACUAGUGUUUACCAGAACAGUGUUUAUUCUGUCCAAGAAGAACCUUUGAACUUAACUUGUGCAAAAAAAGAACCACAAAAGGACAACAGUGUUACAGACUCUGAUCCUAUUGUAAAUGUAAUCCCACCAAGUGCCAAUCCCAUAAAUAUUGCUAUACCUACAGUCACUGCCCAGUUACCUACAAUUGUUGCCAUUGCUGACCAGAACAGUGUUCCCUGCUUGAGAGCUCUCGCUGCCAAUAAGCAAACCAUUUUGAUUCCACAGGUGGCUUAUACAUACUCUACUACAGUUAGUCCUGCAGUUCAUGAGACACCACCAAAACAGACCCAAGCCAAUGGAAAUCAGGAUGAAAGGCAAGACACUAGCUCAGAAGGAAUAUCCAAUUUAGAAGAUCAAAACGAUUCUGAUUCAACACCCCCAAAGAAAAAAAUGAGAAAGACAGAAAAUGGGAUGUAUGCAUGUGAUUUAUGUGACAAAAUAUUCCAGAAGAGCAGCUCGUUAUUGAGACAUAAGUAUGAACACACAGGUAAAAGACCUCACGAGUGUGGAAUCUGUACAAAAGCAUUUAAACACAAACACCAUUUGAUUGAACACAUGCGACUGCAUUCUGGGGAAAAGCCCUACCAAUGUGACAAGUGUGGAAAGAGGUUUUCACACUCGGGCUCUUACUCUCAACACAUGAACCAUCGCUACUCCUACUGCAAAAGGGAGACGGAGGAGCGCGACAGCGCCGAGCCCGAGGAGCUGGGCCCCGAGGUGCUGAGCAGCGAGCACGUGGUGGUCAGGGCGAGUCCCUCGCAGAUCGACUCGGAUGAGAGGGAGAGCCUCACCAGGGAAGAGGAGGAAUACAGUGAAAAAGAGGAAGAGGAGGAUGAAGAAAAAGACAUAGAGGGACUUCAGGAAGAAAAAGAAUGUAGGGAACUACAAGAAGUAGGGGAUGCAGAAGAAGUAGCAGCAGUAGAAGAGGAAGAAGGGAAAACUGAAGGUGACAAGAAUGAUGAAGCUGUAAAUCAAGCAAGCAAUGCAGAACCAGAAGUUAUACAAAAUAAUGGGCAGGUGUCAGAAGAAAAUAACGAAUAAAGCUUACAUGCUAGGUUUUUUCUAUAAGGAAAAAAAAAAUUGGUAAUGAAGUUCCUUCUAUAUUAUACAUGCUUUUCAUGGAAACGCAGUAGCCUGCAUACUGUGAUUUCUGUUCACUACUGUGUAAAAAAAUAUAUAUAUAAAAAAAAUGAAAAUAAAAAAAAAAGAAAUCCAGGUGUGCCUGAACCUCAAACUUAGUAAUUUUUCACACAGUUUUCAAAGUUAGGAACAAGUUUAUAACAUGAAGCAGAUUAGAAAAAUACAGUGACUCUGGAAGCAAAGAUUUAACAGGUUGUAGGAAACCUGAUUAUUAGACAAGCAUCUGGCAUUGUUUGUUUUAUCAGUAUUAAUUUUCAUUCUCAAGUUGAUUAAUUUUUAAACUGUACAAUUGGGAGAGAUUUAUAUGAAUUUUUUUUUUAUGGUAAAACAUUUCCUAAAUCCGCUUCAGUAUUUUCUUAUGUUUUACAAUGUGAGAACUUCUGCACUACAAAAUUCCCUUUUGCAGAGACGUGUAAUGCAGUUGCAAACAGUGCUUGGCUACCUUUGCAAAUUCAAUCUAGAAGGUAGCAGUUUAUGACAUUAGAUGUUGUAGUAGAGCAUAUUAUCAUUUAAAGUGUAUUGUUAGCCUUAAGGAAGAAGAUGAUAGAAGAACUGAAGUUUCUUACUCAUGUGGUUAAAAAUGUAGUUGAGAAGAUUGUCGUUGAGUUCUGAUUGCAGGGACUAACAGUGUUAAUGCUGGUAAGGACGGGAAAGUUGUCAAAAACAGUGUUUGUAAUUGUGUUUUGAGUAUGUAGUAACAAUAUGAAGGAUAUGAUAUGAAGCUUUGUAUCUCCUCUGGCCUUAUGCAAGACCUAUGUGCUGUAAGUGCCAUUUAUCAGUAUUACAAAGGCUCUAAGCAGCCUUUAUCCAAUGUGUGGCCUACAAUAACUAGCAUUUGUUGAUUUGUAUCAAACUUCUAAACUAUUCAUGGGGAAAAAACACUCAGCCAUCAGAGAAGUAAGAACACUGGUAUAUUUCAUUAUUUAAUUAUUUGGUGGUAUUUUGGGUUAAUACCUGACUUGCAGAAUUUCUCUACAAUAAUUACAAGGGAAAUUUUCUAAUCUGCUUUAUUGCUUUAUUGGUUUACUUUAAUUUCAGACACAUACAUGACAUGUUAUCUGGCUCAUAAGUAUUUUCAAAUGUUAGUUAUUAUGGACCCCAUUUAUUAACAAUGUUAGCUGAUUUUUACCUAUCAGUAUUAUUUUAUUUCUUUUAGUUUAUAGAUCUGUGCAACAUUUUGUACUGUAUGUCUUCAAACCUGGCAGUAUUAAUACCCUUCUUACUGACAUAUGUACCUUUUUAGUUUUAGAAAACUUUUAUAUUUAUGUGUCUUAUUUUUAUAUUUCUUUAUUUAUUACACAGUGUAGUGUAUAAUACUGUAGUUUGUAUUAAUACAAUAAUAUAUUUUAGUAUGAAAAUUUGGAAAGUUGAUAAGAUUUAAAGUAGAGAUGCAAUCGGUUCUCUUGCAUUGAGAUUUGAUUUAACAGUGUUAUGUUAACAUUUAUACUUGCCUUGGACUGUAGAACAGAAGAAUUAAAAUGGGAAUGUAUUAAUUUUACAAUUGCAAUCAAUUCAUUUUACCUUUACCCAGUUUUUAAUAUAAAGCUCUUAAAUUUUGAAAUUCACUGUGUGACUAAUAGCAUGAUGCUCUGCAGUUUUAUUAAGAGAUUAGUCUAACCAUAAAACUCUCAUUUCCUUAGUAAGCCAAAUUAGAAUAAUCUUAUAAAACAGUGUUGGGAACAAUGUUUAACAUUUUUGUGCCAAUUUGUUCCUGUAUUCAUGUAUGUAUGUUACAAAUCUGAAACUUCAUUUUUAAGUUCCUUGUUACAUCAUGGUCAUUUUCUAGUUUUUUACCAGACUCCCCAUCUCACAAUAAAAUGCGUCAACAAGUCUGACUUACUGUCAUUAUUCUGGUAAUGCAGAAAGUGCAUUUAAAUUAUUUCUACGAGAAGUUACUGAGACACAGCUCCUGCUUCCUGUGAUAGCUCUGGCUUUCAGUGGUACAUAAGGAGCAGGGAAGUGGAAGAAGGGUUUGAACUGUGUGCAGGCACAGGGAUUGCUGAAUUAGUUCGUUGAUUUACCAGUGUCAGGAGAACAACUGAGUUUUCAAAAUGAACCAUGUGGGUUGUUCUUUUGAGUCAUUUUAUUUUGCUGUACCGAUCUAAUAUACUGUUCAAUGCUAUUUUUCAAUAAGACUGCUUUUAAAUGAAAUAAGUUCACAACUGUUUUCUUGUCUUGCAAUAAGUUAGUUGUCCAUGGAAAGGCUGAUGUAUCUGUUGCUGUUGAACUUCACAAAGAUACAAUGCUAACAUUGCAGAUACAUCAUUUCAGUAAUGUAAGUAUAAAGGCUUGAAAAAUUUAAUACAUAUGCAUGGUUACAAUGUUUUGCCAUUCAAGCAAAGUUUACAGAUUGUUCUUUAAGCAAAGUUCUGUUCUUUAAUGAUCCCUAAAAUGGAAUUUCAGUUGUUUAUAGGGGGGCAGGGGGUUCACAAACAUCAUUUUAAGUUACUUUAUAUUCACAUACCUAAGUUUUGGGUAUUUCUCAGUCUUAUUAUCUCAGCAUUAAUACAUACAGAAGAUUUCUCCCAUAUAGUAAUCAUUUUACUUCCUGUGCAUCUUGCUGUACAGUAUAUGAAUACUGCAUUUUUAAGUAAACUUCUACCUUCAUAGUAUCAUUGAGCUAAAUAUGUGAAAGCUGUUUUGCAGAAACCAACCAUUUAUGUUGCAUUAAUAAUUUUGUCUUGGAAUUAUUACCAUAACAGAAAUAAUCAGGUGGUUCGGAAUCUCUCACAGGUAGAAUUGUCUCUGCUCUCUUUUAGGUAAUGAAACACACUCUCUUGAAACUGUUUUAAGGUUUUCAUAUUUUUCAUAUUCCAAGAUGUCUGUGGUAAUAAACCCAGUGAGACAUUUGUUGAAAUGGGAGAAUUUUGUUGUCUUUAGUAGUAGAACAGAGAAUUUUGGUAAACCUAAGGUUUCUCAUGUAAGUGACAGCUGAAUGUAGAAAGCCAGUAAUCUGGAUAGAAAGUAAAGUCCAAGCAACUUUUACUCAGGAAAUGUCAUUGUUCUGGGGGAGAAAAUUUAUAUUCAUUACUAUGUUAUUAGCAUUUUUAUCUUCAAAAUGGGUUGGUGCAUUGAGUUUUGCAUCUGUUAAGCUCAGCAAUGUCUUUGAUAUUUGUAAUAUCAUCUGUUACCUGUUUGAAAAACACAGAAACUGUGGUGUGUAUUCAUUUAGUUGAGCAAACUCAUGUGGAAGGCAGAGAUGCUUAGAGGAUGCAGGCCCCAUUCCCAGCCCCAGCAGUGAGAUUCCAGCGGUGAGGAAGCUCUGUGUGUGUGUGUGGAGAUGCCUGGGCAGCUGUGACCGAGUCCAAGCCCCAGGGGAGCAGCAGCAGCCCAGCUGUGGCCACAUGGGUUUUGUGAUUUUGUGACCUCUCUAAAUUAAUGGCAAAGCAGUUUCAAGGACAGUAAGUUUCCCACAUGAAAAAAAAAAAAAAAAA